CAUUUUUUGCAUAAACAUAAAAUAGACAGAUUUCAUCGCAUAAUUGCACCACCAAAUUCUAGUUAGCGUCAUCAAAAAUCAAAAAGGCGCAACUUAAGUAUUUAUGUGCAAGUUAUGUGCACACUACUCGUGAACGCGCACUAUUUGCGGUGACGUGAGUGUCCUGCGACUAUCCAGAAGAAGGCGUCAUGGCGGCCACUAAUGGGAAGAAGCGUGGUCUUGAACAUUUGGAUGAAUACGAACCAAAACCAGCCAAACAUCUCCGCAGUCUGCAUGACCGAAUGACGGAGAGAAGGUUGGUGGUUAUUCUGGAGGGAGCGUCGUUGGAGACGGUGAAGGUCGGGAAAACAUUUGAACUGCUAAACUGCGACCAACACAAAAAUAUGAUCAUCAAAAGUGGAAGAGAUCCGGGACAAAUAAGACCAGAUAUCACACAUCAGUGUCUGCUCAUGCUGAUGGACAGUCCGCUGAACAGGGCGGGCCUGUUGCAGGUUUACAUCCACACAGAGAAAAACGCGUUGAUCGAGAUCAACCCUCAGACUCGCAUCCCGAGAACAUUCACACGCUUCUGUGGGCUUAUGGUUCAGCUGCUGCACAAGCUGAGUGUCAGGGCUGCUGAUGGUCCUCAGAAACUCCUGAGGAUGAUUAAAAAUCCAGUGUCUGAUCACCUGCCUCCCGGCUGUCCUCGCAUCGCCACCUCCUUCUCUGCAGGAGAAGCUGUGUGCCCCCGGACUUUGGUACCAGAGGGACCAGCUGCGGUGGUGAUUGGAGCAUUUGCACAUGGAGCGGUGAAUGUGGACUACACUGAGAAGACGGCAUCCAUCAGUAACUACCCCCUGUCUGCAGCGCUGACCUGUGCCAAGAUAUGCUCCGCCUUUGAGGAGGUGUGGGGUGUCCUGUGACGGAUAAUUAAGUGCUGAUGCUAACUGGGAAGAGACUACAUGGAAUUUAUUUCAGUGGACUGGAAACACUGGACUGAAUGUCCGCUGAUGCCCAAUGUUAUAUCCUGUUAUACACUGUGCUGUAUGUGCGUAUGAUGGCAUGUGGGCACCAUGUGGAAUAUACAUUGGUUUCCAUGCAGAAGCAUGACUGUUAUUUUUAUACCAAUAUCAAUUGCACAAUUUUGAUUAUGGAUUAUUGUAGUUACAUUAAAAUGUAUGUCUAAA
This is a messenger RNA of Archocentrus centrarchus (flier cichlid), 1166 nucleotides long. It is a transcript of the gene emg1, whose product is annotated as EMG1 N1-specific pseudouridine methyltransferase. Gene Ontology annotation, molecular function: rRNA (pseudouridine) methyltransferase activity; rRNA binding. The transcript is spliced from 5 exons. Gene Ontology annotation, biological process: rRNA base methylation. The record is from RefSeq and is a predicted model, not a curated record. Bases 189 to 902 code for a protein of 237 amino acids. NCBI's taxonomy places the organism in Eukaryota, Metazoa, Chordata, Actinopteri, Cichliformes, Cichlidae. Gene Ontology annotation, cellular component: small-subunit processome; nucleus.